CGUUCUUGUGGAGAAAGCCAUCUCCUCUUGAAGUUUGUGCAUUAACUAACUUGGUUAACUUAUUUGCUUGAUUAUUCAUUCGCGCUUCUUCGCUAAAGCGACUGGUCUGAAGCACGUCGCCAGCUGCAGUUUGCGGCUGUCGUACGGACACUCCCCUCUUUCCGAUCAACUAAGUAACGCAGGGGAUAGUUAACAAUGAUCGAUCCGAAAGCUGCCAUCCGAUCACGCUGACUCCGCGAGGACCCGACAAUGGCUCGCCAAAAAGUGGCGCCCGAGAACAGGAUUCGGGCUGCUAGGGCUUGUGAAAAUUGCAAGAGAAGGAAACAGAAGUGCAAUGGUACCUAUCCAUGCGACAAUUGCUCCAAGCGCGCCGUGGACUGCAUGUUCAUCCAGCCUGUGCCAGCCACUACCCAACGGCGCCUCAGCCAGAAACACCGUGACGGUCCUGAAGGGCAGUGGAGGCGGGGAAUGUCUGCUCCUUCUAUCGAAGGUGGGGAUAGCAAUGUUCGAGGCUCGUUCUCUGUAUCAGGGAGCAUGAGCGAGUCGACUCAGAGUCAAGAUGGACUCGGCGCAGGAGCAGUCAUACAUCAAUCACCAACUUCGCAAAGCAUUCUAACUGGCGAUCCACUCCCCUCGACGAACGAGAUGGAUUCAUCACGACAGCCUGCGGGGCAGAGUGGGAGUUCGGAGACCGAUGAGGCGGAGAUGCAGGAGGCUUCACGCAUGUUGAAUGAUGGGAAGGGGAGAAUGUUAUACAUUGGUGACUCGGCGCCUUUAUCAUACCUGCAAACCAUCCGACAGUUGGUUGGCACCGUUGUGGGUUCUUCUGCGUUUACAAUCGAUCCUCAGCGGCAUAAGAUUCUCGAAGCCUCAGUGUCAAUUCCGCCACCCCAUCAACACACGUGCACAUUGCCAGAUCGAGAAGUUGCCUUCUUCUUGGUGGAGUCCUUCUUUGCUAAUACAAAGGGGAUCAUGCACAUUUUCGACGAAUGUUUAUUCAAACAGAAAGUCGACAGGACGUACCAGAACCCGCUGGCGGCCGAACCAUCGUGGCUCUGUAUAUUGAAUCUGGUAUUCGCAAAUGGUCUUCAACUGCGAUCCGCCAGUCCACAACGGUCCGCAUCUGAAGCUGCAAUCCUACGACGGCUGAGCUCGGAUAAGGUGGACAGAAGCGAAAUGUUUUUUGUCGCAGCAAAGCAUUUCAGGGACUCGGUUUCUGGAUUUGAGGAUGGAGAUUUUGCUUCGAUACAAGCCCUGCUAUUAAUGACGCUGUAUAUGUUGACGGCGGCUAAGCGCAAUACUGCCUGGGCGUAUUUCGGAAUGGCAGUCAGGUUAGCUUAUGCCCUAGGGCUGCAUCGGGUAGAGACACAGCUUAUCUUCAACGAGUCGGAAAGGGUUUCAACGUCCGUACAUAGAAUGAUGCUUUGGAAAAGUCUCUACGUCAUGGACCGGUUUAUUUCUGCCUGCUUGGGCCGUCCGACAGCUAUCCAUGAUGACGACUGUUCGGAUGCAUUGUUCUCAUCUAACAACAUUGCGCCAAACCCACCUCACGGAGACCAGAGUUUCCUUUCCGAUACGCUCACUGCCUCUGUUCAGUCCGCCAAAAUCCUAGGCGUUAUAUUGAAUCGCGUCUACAGGAAACGGAAGAUAUCACUCAAGAUCGCCCGGGGUAUUGCAGUCGACAUCCAUAACUGGACACAGUCUCUACCCGAAUUCCUCCAGUGGAAUCCUGUCCCAACUCCCCAUGACGACCCUGCGAUCGCUCUGGCUCAGCUCCAUAUAUGGCUGAUGUAUUUUCAAAACAUCGUCUUGCUCACUCGUCCAUUCCUGCUGUUACACGUGAAGAAGAUCCUCGACGAGCACCUUAGCGGGUCCCAGGCCUCUCAGCCAAACGCGAAUUCUCCAGCUGAGAACAAGGUGGCAGAGAAUCCAGAGCUGAAGAAAUACUCGGCUGCGUGUGUUCGCUCUGCAAUCCAUAUGAUCCGGGCCAUCCAGGCCAUUCGAGUCAAGGGGUGUCUUCCGCGACGAAACCCAUUUAUCAUACAUUGGAUGUUCACGGCUGGGCUUAUAGUCCUCACUAAUUGAGAACGACUCUAUCGCUCAGAGAGUCCUCGCGCUUCACCAAUACUGCGCUGAAACCGACCUGCAGUCGAAGCGAUAUCUGACGAUUUUGACGUCUUUUCAGAAGACGAUUGUUUACGCAAAGACCUCCAACAUGCCGGCGAAGGAAUCAACGCAGCAAGAUCCAAUCGAGAACCUCUUCAACGCCACGCAGCCUGCCGUGGCUGGCCUCUCUCCAACUAAUAACGCGAUGACGUCGAAUUACCUGUCUGCACAGAACACAUGGGAUUGGCGA
Molecule: messenger RNA, 2356 nt
Organism: Paecilomyces variotii
Lineage: Eukaryota; Fungi; Ascomycota; Eurotiomycetes; Eurotiales; Thermoascaceae
Product: fungal-specific transcription factor domain-containing protein
Exons: 7
Coding region: 250-2085 (611 amino acids)
Biological process (GO): positive regulation of transcription from RNA polymerase II promoter by galactose; DNA-templated transcription
Cellular component (GO): nucleus
Molecular function (GO): DNA-binding transcription factor activity, RNA polymerase II-specific; zinc ion binding; RNA polymerase II cis-regulatory region sequence-specific DNA binding
Source: RefSeq, a predicted model, not a curated record